AAUCCACCUCCAAACCUAUAUAUAAUAUUAAUAGAAUACAGGGCCACCUCUAAAUUUUCCUUCCUCAAAUUGCUUUAAUUUCCUUCUGCAACGGAAAAGAAUUCACAGCGACAGAGAAAGAGAAAAGAAAACCGAUCCAGAGAAAGACAUGGGAGGAGGAACAGAAGCUUUCCCAGAUUUGGGUCAACACUGCCAACACCCUGAUUGCCAUCAACUCGAUUUUCUCCCUUUCAAAUGCGACGGUUGCCGAAAGGUGUUUUGUUCAGAGCAUAGAUCGUAUAGGACCCACGAGUGUCCGAAAUCUGACCACAACAGUAGAAAGGUCGUUGUUUGUGAGGCUUGCUCGAUGUCGAUUGAGGUUACCGGACGGGAUGGGGAGGGCGAGAAGAAGAUGUUGGAGAGGCAUGAGAGGUCUGGGAACUGUGACCCCAAAAAGAAGAAGAAACCCACGUGCCCGGUUGGGCGGUGCAAGGAGAUAUUGACGUUUUCGAAUACGAGUACGUGCAAGACUUGCCAGCUGAAGGUGUGCUUGAAGCAUAGGUUCCCGGCCGACCAUGCGUGCAGACAGGCACAGGCGUGUAAGGGGUCGUGGAAUGACAAGUUUUUGGCUGCUUUGGCUUCGAGGAAUGGGAGGGAUUGUUCCAAGAAUGGACGUGGCUCUGCGUCUCCUUCGAGUACCUCUUCAUCCGUUAAAGCAUAUUGAGGGAGACUGAUGAGAGAUUGCGCAUGUUUUCGUUGUACAACUCAUUACUGUUGAAAUAUUCUCUGAUAUUCUUGGUAA
Molecule: messenger RNA, 781 nt
Organism: Alnus glutinosa
Lineage: Eukaryota; Viridiplantae; Streptophyta; Magnoliopsida; Fagales; Betulaceae
Product: zinc finger AN1 domain-containing stress-associated protein 12
Exons: 2
Coding region: 149-703 (184 amino acids)
Cellular component (GO): cytoplasm
Molecular function (GO): zinc ion binding
Source: RefSeq, a predicted model, not a curated record